Molecule: messenger RNA, 1051 nt
Organism: Aspergillus heteromorphus CBS 117.55
Lineage: Eukaryota; Fungi; Ascomycota; Eurotiomycetes; Eurotiales; Aspergillaceae
Product: SDR family NAD(P)-dependent oxidoreductase
Exons: 2
Coding region: 187-999 (270 amino acids)
Molecular function (GO): oxidoreductase activity
Source: RefSeq, a predicted model, not a curated record
UUUUUUCUCUCUUCUUUUACACACACAGACACACAUAUAUACACACACACUCUCUCUCUCUCAAAUUAUUUUGAUAAUCUGUUCGUUGGAAUUUAUACAAUAAGUAUCCUAUCUACACGGGUUUAUAAUAUACAAGCACACGCACACGCACACGCACACGCACACGCACACGCACACGGCGCGGUCAUGUCGUUCCCGUACCAGAAAGUGCUCGUCAUUGGCGCCACCUCGGGGAUUGGGAAAGCGCUCGCCACCAGACUGGUUGAGAAAGGGACGAAGGUUGUGGUUGCGGGGAGACGAAAGGAGAAUCUGGAUGAGUUUGUGCGGGUACAUGGUGGUGAGGGGGAGAAGGUGUCCUCGGCGGUGAUUGAUGUGAUGCAGUUGGAUCAGAUCCCCGAAUUCGCAACCUCCGUAACAACUAGCCACCCGGACCUGGACUGCGUAUUCGUGAACUCGGGCAUCCAGCGGCCCUUCGACUUUACGGACCCCUCGUCCGUGGACCUGGAUGUCUUUGACCAGGAACUCAUAACCAACUACACCUCGGCGGUGCGGCUUACCAAGGCCUUCCUCCCGCACCUGCAGAAACAGCGCACGCAGACGGCGAUCGCAUUCACGUCGUCACAAAUGGGCCUCGUCCCCAUGCUCCGGUGUCCCGGGUACGGGGCGUCCAAGGCGGCGCUGCACCAUUUCGUGCUUGCGCUGCGCACGCAGUUGGAGGAGGGGGCUGGGGAUGUCAAGGUGAUUGAGAUCUAUCCGCCCGCGGUGCAGACGGAGUUGCAUGAUGCGAAGCAUCAGCCGGAUUUAAAGGAUGGGCAUUUGAUUGGGAUGCCGUUGCAGGAGUUUGUGGAUGAGGUGUGGGAGAGGUUGCAGGGCGGGGAGGAUCAGAUCCCUGUGGGUUCGGCGAAGGACUUCUUCAAUGGAUUUGAGGUGAAGAGGCAGGAGAUGUAUAAGAGCAUGACGGAGAUGCUGUCGGGGUUGUUGGAGCAGUUUUUGCGGUAAAUGGGGGAACUGCUGCUGGAACAGGGGUUUGCUAAAGGGCAGUGGGGAUGGG